CGACAGAGAGAAGGGCUACACCUAUAUAUAUUAAAUAAAAAGAACACAACAGAUUCAUAAUAAGUAUAUGUCAAUGUUUCUUAAUUGUCAGAGAAAAUAAGUACACUUUCAAAAAAUACAGAAAUAUGUACUGGGUUUUUCUAGUUGAGGUCUUGCUGAUUAACAACAUUGUGGCAGCACCAGGAUCUACACAAGAAGUGAAUGAAGAUAAGACUGACAUCUCGCCACAAUUAGAUUGGCCAGUUGGUGAUCCACGUAGAUGUCAGAGAUUGAAACAAGUGGACGUUGAAAGAUUUGAAGUACUGCCCGGUGUAGGCUGGGACAAUCUUCGUAAUGUAGAAGCUGGACUUGUGAUCAGGUACAAUUAUACACUAUGCAAGGUGACUGAUGAUGGAAACUUCCUGAUACCUGAUAAUAUAUUUACAAUACCGAUCAAGCACAGCAGAGUGGAACGUUUUGCCGAGUUUAUCGACAACUGGAACAGCGCUACUUCCCUUACUUCCAAAAGUGUGAACGUAGAAGGCGGGCUGUCUCUGAGUGUAUUUUCUAUCAGUGGACAGUACUCCAAUGAACACGAAGAGUUGAAGUCUAAACAAAUGGAAGACAAUGCGGCUACUUUCAGAGUUCAAUUGAGAUAUCCAAGGUAUGAAGCAAAGCUUCAACCAGACGCAGAGUUAGAUGCGCAAUUUAAGCAUCGACUACUAAGCAUAGCUAUCAGGAUAGAACUUAACCAGACACGUCAAGCUGAGUAUGAGGCACAGCUACUAGUGCGUGAUUUCGGGACCCAUGUCCUGUCCAGCGUUACUGCCGGAGCUCUAUUGGUGAAAGACGAUUACGUGAAGACGGAUAAAAUGUCUAACUUCGCAGGUUCCAAAACGGCAUACUUAGCUGCAGCCAGUGCAUCGUUCUCGACUCUAUUCAAAAUAAGUUCAUCUUAUAGCACUUCAUACACCAAUGAUCAGCUAGCUUCGUACAGCAAGGAAACAACUCACUCUGUUUUAAAAACCUUUGGUGGUCCUUUAUACGAGCCUGAAUUAAUGAAUUUGAGUGAAUGGGCUAAAGGCGUAGACAAGAAUCUAAUUCCGAUGGACAGGACUGGUGAUCCAUUAAACUACUUGGUCAAGCCGCAAUUACUUCCAGAAUUGCCUUAUUCAACAGUCGACUCACUGGAAAAAGUUAUACGUAGAUCAAUAGAAAUGUACUAUGAGAUGAAUACCUACAGAGGCUGUACAAAGAUAGAUGAUCCAAAUUUUAGUUAUGUAGCCAAUGUAGAUGAUGGAUCUUGUGGGGCUAAAGUUACAAACUUACCAUUCGGUGAUUUAGCCUGGAUUGUUAGUCAUUCGCCUAAUGUGGAUGAUGAUGGCAGAUGUACACCUUCUUUGAACUGCCCACGAACAUUCUAUCCUAGACUUAUUCUAGCUGAUGUCACUUUGUGCCUAAGUGAUGACUUUGAACAGAGCAUUCAUUUGGCGGUACCUUUUGGAGGAUUUUUUUCUUGCGUAUCAGGAAAUCCACUCGCUGUCUUUAUGCAAAACGUGACAAGAAAUGGACUCUCAGAAAGAAAUGACGGAAGCACAUCAUACCCAAUGAGAUGUCCUGAAGGAUAUAGUCAACAUCUGGCUACAGUGGAUUCAGGUUGCUCAAUCAAUUACUGUGUAAAGACUGGAUCAAUGACCAAAGCAAAUCUCACUCCUAUCAGAAGGCCUCCAUUCAUGUCAAAGCCCGAUGCUAUAUAUAACUAUGAAGAGAAAUACAUCUUUAAUCCUCAAACACUGGCAUGGAUGAAGAAUGAAAAGGCCACUCAUUAUGAAGAACUUAACAAUAUAACAGUCAAUACAAUCAAUGUCACUCAACCAGAGGCUUUGAAAGGUUGUUCAGCUGUAACAAAAAAUACAGUAAUUUUACUCUUCCCCUGCCUGCUUGUAGCUCCUACAUUACUCUAUGUGUAUGGCUAUUAAAACUGCAAUGUAGGUCUACUAGAAGAACUACAGACUGUUUCAAUAAUGUUUGUGAAAAAAACAACAACUCAUUGGUGUAGUUUACAGCGUUCGAGAAUGUCACUGAAGAUACAGUGUUGCACAUUAAAUAAGUGGAAACAUGACUUGACAUGAAUCUAACUUAAUACAAUGUAACCCUUCGUGUAAAAAUAUGUAUUGUGUAUAGGUCCUAUUAUUAUAGGUGUCUAUAUUUCAAAAUAAGUUUCACAUUUUUCUGUAUUGAUAGCAAUAUAUAUGUAAAAAAAAUAUUAUACAUAUUCUAUAUCCAGUGCACGUAUAUAUCUAUCUAUCUGUUAAUGGAGUCUUUGAUUCCAGAUAGAUUUGUGCAAUGUAUAGGUCUUUUUAACAUUUAUUAUUAGGUAUUAUUAUCUCUCUGUAUAUAUACAUGUAUAGCUCUUUCUCUCUCUCUCUCUCUAUAUAUAUAUAUAUAUCUAUCUAUUUAUCUAUUUAUCUAUUUAUGUAUCUAUCUAUCUAUCUAUCUUUUAUUCCCACCAUUCUUUCAUCUAUCUUUCUGCAUGUCUGUCACUUAUUUUUGAGUGUUUGUCUUUCUUUUUGUUUGCCUGGGUGUCUGCUGUCAAUAAAUUUCUGUACCUACUAGGGAUGCACGGAUAGCACUUUUUCUUUAAUUGGCCGGAGCCGGAUAUGACCUGAUAAUAAAAUAUCAUAUUCUGCCGGAGCCGGAGCAGGAUACCUACAUGUCUACAUACCUAGCUUGUGUUGCUGGACAUUUUGCAAAACUGUUAAAUAAUAUACACGUGUUCCUUUUUUUUCCCUUUUGUUUAUCUUAUUGUUUUAACUCUGUAACUGAUUUAUGAAUUAAAGUUGAACAGCAUUUAUAAA
Biomphalaria glabrata is the source of this 2837-nucleotide messenger RNA. RefSeq names its product macrophage-expressed gene 1 protein-like. The record is from RefSeq and is a predicted model, not a curated record. NCBI's taxonomy places the organism in Eukaryota, Metazoa, Mollusca, Gastropoda, Planorbidae. Bases 126 to 1958 code for a protein of 610 amino acids. The transcript has 14 exons.